Messenger RNA from Onychomys torridus (southern grasshopper mouse), 5103 nucleotides. RefSeq lists its product as uncharacterized. Gene Ontology annotation, biological process: proteolysis; DNA integration; virion assembly. Lineage: Eukaryota; Metazoa; Chordata; Mammalia; Rodentia; Cricetidae. Gene Ontology annotation, molecular function: zinc ion binding; nucleic acid binding; RNA-DNA hybrid ribonuclease activity. The record is from RefSeq and is a predicted model, not a curated record.
AUGGGACAAACUGUCGCUAUGCCCCUGAGCCUCACUCUUGACCACUGGUCGGACGUAAAAGGCCGUGGCAACAAUGAAGGAGUCAUCAUCAAAAAGAAUAAAUGGACCACCCUCUGCGAGGCCGAAUGGGUUAGGAUGGAUGUCAGCUGGCCCCGAGAGGGCUCCUUUAACCUCUCUUUGAUUUCACAGGUUGAAGGGAAGAUUUUUGCCCCCAAACCCCACGGGCACCCAGACCAGGGCCCCUACAUAGCCAUCUGGAGAUCCCUGGUAGAAAACCCAUUUCCAUGGGUCAAGCCUUUCCUCCUAGGUCCCUCUACAACCCCUUUGGCUUCUCCCCCGCCCUCCGCACCGCCUGCGAUUUCUUCCUCCUCUUUAUACCCUAUACUUCCCCGCAAAGAGGCUCUCAAGCCUUCCGUCCUCCCCCCCGACCCCGACUCUCCCCUCAUUGACCUCCUAACAGCUGAGCCUCCGCCUUAUCGCGCGGCACCAGCCGCGCCAGCCGCGGGACUGGAAACAGGGACGCCGGCCAUCGGAGGGGCAGCAGCCCCUGAGAGGAUGGCAACUAGCAGGAACACAGGGGGGACCCCGGCUCCCUCACCCAUCGCCGGUCGCCUUCGGGUCCGCCGGGAUGACACCCCCCUGGAAUCCAAGGCCUUUCCCCUCAGAGAAGGGCCUGGCCGCCACCUCCAGUACUGGCCAUUCUCGGCCUCUGAUCUCUAUAACUGGAAACAAUUUAACCCCCCGUUUUCCAAAGAUCCCGUGGCGUUAACCAACUUGAUUGAGUCUAUCCUAGUGACCCAUCGGCCAACCUGGGAUGACUGCCAACAGCUUUUGCAGACCCUCCUGACUGUGGAGGAGAAGCAGCGGGUGUUCCUGGAAGCACGGAAGCUGGUCCCUGGCGAAGAUGGGAGACCUACCCAGCUCCCCAAUCUCAUUGACAUAGCUUUUCCCCUCACGCACCCAAAUUGGGAUUAUACCACCGAUGAAGGUAGGGGACACCUACGUCUCUAUCGCCAGUUGCUCUUAGCGGGUCUCCGUGCCGCUGCCAGGCGGCCCACUAAUUUGGCCCAGGUAAGAAGCACCAUCCAGGGAAAGGAGGAGACUCCAGCCGCAUUCUUAGAAAGGCUAAAAGAGGCUUAUAGAAUGUACACCCCCUAUGAUCCAGAGGACCCAGGGCAGGCACCAGGAGUUAUCCUGUCAUUUAUCUACCAGUCGAGCCCAGAUAUCAGGACUAAGUUACAGAGGUUAGAAGGACUGUCGACAUUGAAUCUUUCGGAUCUGUUGAGGGAGGCAGAGAAAGUAUUUAACAAGAGGGAGACUCCGGAGGAAAGGGAGGAAAGGAUAUGGCAGAAACAGGAUGAGAGGGACAAGAGACGACACAAGGAGAUCAAGACACUGGCCGCCAUAGUGUUGCAGGGCCAAGGCAGAGAGGGAGUUAGGAUGGGAGAACGAAGGCGACCCCCCUUGGAGAAGGACCAAUGUGCAUACUGCAAGGGAAAAGGACAUUGGGCUCGGGAGUGCCCACAGAGACCACAGGGACCCCGACGACCCAGACCCAAGGCUGUGGACCUCCUUAAUCUGGAAGACUAGGGGGGUCCAGGCCAGGAGCCCCCCCCUGAGCCUCGGAUAACCCUCAAGAUCGGGGGGCAACCAGUAACCUUCCUAGUUGAUACGGGGGCCCAACAUUCGUUCCUAACCCACACUGGAGGCCCCCUCAGUGACCGUUCCGCUUUGGUCCAGGGGGCCACCGGUAGUAGGAGAUACCGGUGGACGACUGAAAGAAAAGUCCAGUUGGCGUCGGGGCAAGUAACCCAUUCCUUCCUACAUAUACCCGACUGCCCUCACCCGUUGCUGGGCCGGGACCUACUGACCAAAUUAAAAGCACAAAUUUACUUUGAUGAAAGAGGACCCACGGUCACGGGGCCUGGGGGAACCCCUUUGCAAGUCCUCGCCCUAAAUCUGGAAGAAGAAUACCGCCUUUUUGAGCCUGAGCCCCCGGAAGAACCACCGGGUGAGAUGCAGGACUGGCUAGACAGGUUUCCACAGGCAUGGGCAGAAACAGGAGGCUUGGGGCUCGCGCACGACCAGCCGCCCCUUGUCAUUUCAUUGAAGGCCUCCGCAACUCCAAUCUCAAUCAGACAGUACCCCAUGUCUCGGGAAGCGCAGGAGGGGAUUAAACCCCACAUCCGGCGGCUAAUAGACCAGGGAGUGCUCAAACCCUGCCGAUCUCCCUGGAAUACUCCCCUCUUACCCGUCAAGAAACCAGGUACAGGGGAAUUCAGACCGGUCCAGGACUUAAGGGAGGUCAAUAAGCGGGUGGAGGACAUACACCCCACAGUACCUAACCCCUACAACCUCCUCAGCACCCUCCCACUGACCCAUACUUGGUAUACGGUGCUGGAUCUAAAAGAUGCUUUCUUUUGCUUGAGACUGCAUCCUCAGAGUCAGCUACUGUUUGCUUUUGAAUGGAGGGACCCAGAAAUCGGACUUUCAGGACAGCUGACCUGGACCCGGCUCCCCCAAGGGUUCAAGAAUAGCCCAACACUCUUUGAUGAGGCCCUCCAUGCAGAUCUAGCCAGAUUCCGGGUAGAACACCCAACCUUGACUCUGCUCCAGUACGUAGAUGACCUCCUCUUGGCCGCCAGGAGCCGGACCGAAUGCUUGGAAGGAACUCAGGCUCUGCUGACCAGGCUUGGGGAAAAGGGCUACAGGGCCUCGGCCAAAAAGGCCCAGAUAUGCCAGAACAAAGUUAUCUAUCUGGGCUACACCCUGGAGGGAGGGCGAAGAUGGCUGACCGAAGCCAGAAAAGAGGCGAUAGUCUCAAUCCCCCCUCCCAAGGGCCCUCGGCAGGUCAGAGAAUUUUUGGGCACGGCCGGCUACUGCCGCCUCUGGAUUCCUGGGUUUGCUGAACUGGCUGCCCCCCUGUAUCCUCUCACUAAGCCGGGAAUUAUGUUCCGAUGGGAGGAAGAACAUCAACAGGCCUUCCAACAAAUUAAAAGAGCAUUGCUCGAGUCACCAGCCCUGGGCCUACCAGAUCUAACCAAGCCCUUUGAACUAUUUGUGGAUGAGAACUCAGGCUUUGCUAAAGGGGUAUUAGUGCAAAAACUGGGGCCCUGGAGGAGGCCGGUGGCCUAUCUAUCCAAGAAAUUGGACCCGGUAGCCACUGGAUGGCCCCCUUGCUUACGCAUGGUAGCCGCUAUUGCAGUCCUGCUCAAGGAUGCGGGUAAACUGACUCUGGGUCAGCCAAUGACUGUGCUAUCCUCCCAUGCGGUGGAAGCCUUAGUCCGGCAGCCCCCAGACAGAUGGCUCUCCAAUUCCAGAAUGACUCAUUAUCAGGCCUUACUGCCGGACACCGACCGAGUGACCUUCGGCCCCACAGUUUCCCUCAAUCCGGCCACCCUACUACCCCUGCCUACCUCCUCGGAGCAUGAUUGCCUCCAGAUCCUGGCAGAAGUGCACGGCACCCGUCCAGACCUGACCGAUCAACCAUUGAAGGACUCAGACUAUGUCUGGUUCACGGACGGGAGCAGCUUCCUCGAGGAAGGGAUGAGAAGAGCAGGAGCAGCUGUCACCACUGAGUCUGAGGUGGUCUGGGCCUCGCCGUUGCCGGCUGGAACAUCGGCCCAGAAAGCGGAGCUGAUUGCACUCGCCCAGGCCCUCCGGAUGGCGGAAGGUAAGAGACUCACAGUCUAUACUGACAGCAGAUAUGCCUUCGCCACUGCCCAUGUGCAUGGAGAAAUCUACAGACGGAGGGGCCUCCUGACUUCAGAAGGUAAAGAAGUCAAAAAUAAAAAAGAGAUUCUGGACCUCCUACAAGCACUAUUCCUCCCACGGCAGCUCAGUAUAAUGCACUGUCCAGGGCACCAGAAGGGGAACACAGCAAUGGCUAGGGGAAACAGGCUGGCUGACCUAACCGCCCGAGCCGCAGCCUCCCAACCACCCAAGGAAGGGCAGCUGUUGAUGCUCCUGCAGGGUCACCCGCCGCCUAGCAGAGGCCCUAUGCCCUACAGCUCUGAGGACCAUGAGCUAGCAAAGAAAAUGGGGGCGGAAUGGAUCAAGUUCCUUCAUGCACUGACCCAUCUAAGCAAGGGCAAAAUGAAGGCCCUACUGGCCGACGAGGCUUCUGGGGCUAUACUACUGAACCAGGACCAAAUACUCCAGCAAGUGACCUCUAGCUGUCCAGCAUGCGCCCAAGUGAACCCCGGAAAGGCCCACUUAGGCAAGGGAACCCGCCUAAGGGGCCAUCGCCCUGGGACUCAUUGGGAAAUAGAUUUCACAGAGGUAACGCCGGGACUCUAUGGUUACCGUUACCUCCUGGUUUUUGUGGACACCUUUUCUGGAUGGAUGGAAGCAUUCCCCACCAAGAAGGAAACAGCCAACGUCGUGGCCAAAAAGCUGUUGGAGGACAUUUUUCCCAGAUAUGGGAUGCCCCAGGUAAUGGGGUCCGAUAAUGGGCCUGCCUUCGUCUCCCAGGUAAGUCAGAGGGUGGCCAGAUUGCUGGGGAUUGAUUGGAAGCUUCAUUGUGCAUACCGGCCCCAGAGCUCAGGAGAGGUAGAACGAGCUAAUAGAACCAUUAAGGAGACUUUGACCAAAUUAACGCUUGCAACUGGCUCUAGAGACUGGGUGCUCCUACUCCCUUUAGCCCUUUACCGGGCUCGGAAUACUCCCGGACCCUAUGGUUUGACUCCCUUUGAAAUUAUAUAUGGGGCCCCCCCACCUAUUGUAAAUUUCCUUCAUCCUGACAUUUCGUCCUUCGCCACCAGCCCUACCUUAGAGGCACACCUCCAGGCCCUCCAGCUAGUACAGAAGGAAGUUUGGAAACCUCUGGCAGCGGCCUACCGAGAGCAACUGGACCACCCAAUAGUCCCUCAUCCCUUCCAGAUCGGGGACUCCGUCUGGGUUCGGCGACAUCAGACCAAAAAUUUGGAACCACGGUGGAAGGGACCAUACACCGUCCUGCUGACCACACCAACUGCUCUCAAGGUCGAUGGGAUUGCUGCCUGGGUCCACGCCUCCCACGUGAAGGCUGCUAAGGAGAUUGACCCGACCAGUGCCAAGGAGUCCACAUGGAAGGUACAGCGCACUCAAAAUCCACUGAAGAUA